Molecule: messenger RNA, 674 nt
Organism: Betta splendens (Siamese fighting fish)
Lineage: Eukaryota; Metazoa; Chordata; Actinopteri; Anabantiformes; Osphronemidae
Gene: mrps12
Product: mitochondrial ribosomal protein S12
Exons: 3
Coding region: 186-617 (143 amino acids)
Biological process (GO): translation
Cellular component (GO): ribosome; small ribosomal subunit
Molecular function (GO): structural constituent of ribosome
Source: RefSeq, a predicted model, not a curated record
GAACUACUUCCGCGAAACCGAAGGAGGUUCUGAUGAUCUGCUGUGCAGGUUUCCUCUGGUUUCAGUCCAAGUUGACCCGAUCUAAGGGACUGAGUUCUCGUUUGUAGUAACCGACCAUUGUUUCUGCGCCGACGGUGGUUUCCUUCCAGCAGCUGAAGAGUUCGACUGACUGGGGACCUGCGGGAAUGUCUUCGCUGUGGAGCCUGAGGCCAGCAUUGACGUCACUGCUUCGAGCAUCCCAGCAUGCCUCUGCCUGUACUGGCCCCCUCCCCUCAAGGACCAUGGCCACCCUCAACCAGAUGCACCGUCAGGGAAAACCCAAACUGCCUCCUAAAUCUGUCGGCACCACGUUCGGUCACCCCCAGCUGAAAGCCGUGGUGCUGAAGACCAUGAUCCGAAAGCCCAAGAAGCCCAACUCCGCCAACAGAAAGUGCGCUCGGGUGCGGCUCUCUAAUGGGAAGGAGGCAGUGGCCUUCAUCCCUGGAGAGGGACACAACCUGCAGGAGCACAACGUGGUUCUGGUGCAGGGCGGAAGAACACAGGACCUGCCUGGAGUCAAGCUUACUGUGGUCAGGGGCAAAUACGACUGUGCUCAUGUGGUGAAAAAGAAACAGUAGAGAAGAGACGGAUGCAGUGUGAUGUGAUGAUGAUGUGAAAUAAAUCUUUGUUUAAUA